UUAUUGCAAAGGAGGGGCUGAAGAGAAGAGAAAGGUACUCCAUAAAGGCGGUGACGCCUGUCACCUACAAACCCCUUGUUCCUUCUAUAUAAGCCCCACAACUUCACCCCAUUAGCCUCUCCCUCUCUCUAAGUCACCAAUACUAGCACCUGUUCAAUUUAGCCUCUGCCACAUCCUUCUGUAGUUAACUGUUCUUUAUUACAACCAUGCAACUUAGUUUAUCAACACCUUUUGCUUUUGCAACUUUACGAUAUUCUCAGGUUGCUAUUGUGAUGGUACCAGUCCUGUUCUGCUGUUUUUCGUUGUUGCUUCUUUUUCUUCAAUGGCAUCACCCCAAAGACAAACGCCUACCACCUGGCUCAAUGGGCUGGCCUUAUAUUGGAGAGACACUCAAGCUCUAUACUGAGGAUCCAAAUUCCUUCUUCUCCGAUAGGCAAAAACGGUUUGGAGACAUAUUUAAGACCCACAUAUUGGGAUGCCCUUGUGUAAUGAUUUCAAGUCCAGAAGCAGCAAGAAUUGUUCUAGUGACACGGGCUCAUUUGUUCAAGCCUACAUAUCCGACCAGUAAAGAAAAGAUGAUAGGACCAGAGGCUCUGUUCUUUCAUCAAGGGCCCUAUCAUUCAAGACUCAAGAAGUUGGUGCAGGCCUCUUUUUUACCCUCUGCCAUAAGAGGGUCUGUCUCAAAGAUCGAGCAAAUUGUCCUCAGACUUCUUCCCACUUGGAAGAGUAACACUAUUAAUACUUUGCAAGAAAUGAAGAAGUAUGCUUUUGAUGUGGCAAUGAUUUCUGCCUUUGGUGCGAAACAAGACUUGGAAAUGGACGGGAUUAAGCAUCUGUAUCGGUGCCUGGAGAAGGGAUAUAAUUCUAUGCCUCUGGAUUUACCAGGAACACCCUUCCACAAAGCAAUGAAAGCAAGGAAGCUACUCAACGAGACAUUGAGGAAAUUGAUACAGAAGAGAAGGGAAAGCGGGAGACGUGAAGGAGGAUUGCUUGGAGUUUUAUUAGGAGCUAAAGAUCAGGAGAAGCUGAAUCAGCUUAGUGAUUCUCAAAUUGCAGAUAAUAUAAUUGGAGUGAUAUUUGCUGCUCAUGACACGACUGCUAGUGUCCUGACAUGGAUCUUGAAGUACUUGCAUGAUAAUCAAGAUUUACUAGAAGCUGUCACGAGAGAACAGGAACUGAUUAGAAGCAAAAUAGUAGAGGCAAAUCGAGGGCUUACGUGGGAGGAUACAAGGAGCAUGCCGUUGACUAGCCGGGUGAUCCAAGAGACGCUAAGAACAGCAAGUAUACUGUCUUUCACGUUCAGAGAAGCAGUUCAAGAUGUUGAGUUUGAAGGCUACUUUAUCCCCAAAGGUUGGAAGGUUCUUCCUCUCUUUAGAAGCAUUCAUCAUUGUGCAGAUUUUUUCCCUCAACCCGAGAAAUUUGAUCCUUCAAGAUUCGAGGUGCCUCCGAGACCUAACACGUACAUGCCCUUUGGCAAUGGAGUGCACUCCUGUCCAGGAAGUGAGCUAGCCAAGCUUGAGAUGCUCAUUCUACUGCACCAUCUCACAACCACUUACAGGUGGCAAACUGUGGGAGGCGAGGAUGGUAUACAGUAUGGCCCUUUCCCUGUGCCCAAACUGGGGUUACCUAUAAGGGUGAACCGCAGGAACAAAGCAGCGAUAUCCUGAUUGGAUAGAAAUCGAAUUCUCAACAGUGAUCGGAACUGUUUCAAUGAAGCCAAAAAAGCAAAAUGGCCCCAUUGAGUUUCUUCUUUGAUUUUUUUUGUUUGUUUUCCUUUAGUUUCAUUUUGGUUGUUAAAAAUCGUUGUUGGGGAUCCUUAAUUUUCUAAUUUGAUGGGCUGUGUAUGGUUUGUUGAUAUAGGUAUGGUUUGUUAAUAUAGGUACGUAGGUUGGCAAGUCAAUGUCAAGAGCAUCCUCAUGUCUAAUUCUGCCU
This is a messenger RNA of Populus euphratica (Euphrates poplar), 1932 nucleotides long. Its product is annotated as abscisic acid 8'-hydroxylase 2-like. The transcript has 8 exons. The record is from RefSeq and is a predicted model, not a curated record. Lineage: Eukaryota; Viridiplantae; Streptophyta; Magnoliopsida; Malpighiales; Salicaceae. Bases 207 to 1667 code for a protein of 486 amino acids. Gene Ontology annotation, biological process: sterol metabolic process. Gene Ontology annotation, molecular function: monooxygenase activity; oxidoreductase activity, acting on paired donors, with incorporation or reduction of molecular oxygen; iron ion binding.